AGAAAAAAAACAAAAGAAAAAAAACAAGCAGCAGCUACGUCUGAAUGCUAAGUUGUUAACGCGCUUAGACACCCUCCGAGCAAGUCAGGUAGAAAAACGUUAUAUUAUAUUCAUUAUAUUAUAUUUUGAUUUUGUCUGGUAACGUUACCAUACUGGCGUAAUCUAAAAUUUUGACAUUAGCUUAAUAGCUUAGUUGAGUAAACUAGCUCGUCAUGUGAGGGUGAAGAUAAGCAAUUAUACAGUUUGGGAGGGAGCCGCCCACAGAUGUAUGAACAUAAAGACCCACCACAGAGGCAGCAGUCAAGAGGAGGCGAAGGAGGAACAACUGCCCAAACCAGGACCAGAAGAAGGUCCGGAUCAGACACGAUGGGUGCUACCAUGGGACCGGUUCUGCACUGGAUCCACGAUGUGGCAUCUGUCACACUCCUCAAAGCCCGACGGACUUUAUUUCAGGCUGCCAUCCUGUUUUGUGUCCUGGUUCUGCUACUCUGGGUGUCCAUCUUUCUCUAUGGGAGCUUCUAUUAUUCCUACAUGCCCACUGUGAGCUUCUCCACCCCAGUGCACUUCUACUACAACUCUGAUUGUGAUACCUCAGAGUCAUCACUCUGUUCAUUUCCCACUGCCAACAUCUCUUUCAUGAAGAAUGACAAGGACCAAGUGAUGGCUAAUGGUCAGCCUUAUCGAGUGUCUCUGGAUUUAGAGAUGCCAGAGUCUCCGGUGAAUGAACACCUGGGUAUGUUCAUGGUCAAGAUGUCUUGUUACACAAAAGGUGGGAAGACUGUCUCGUCAGUGGGCCGAUCUACAAUGCUGCAUUACCGCUCCAGCCUUCUGCAGACCCUGAGUACUUUACUGUUCUCUCCUUUCCUUCUGACUGGGAUGGCUGAGCAGAAGCAGCUCAUAGAAGUUGAGCUCUUCUCCGACUACAAGACAAAUGCUUAUCAACCCUCUGUUGGUGCUGUCAUUGAGAUCCAGUCCAAACGAGUGCAGAUCUACUCCUCUCAACUACGUAUCCAUGCUUACUUCACUGGUAUACGAUAUGUUCUGUACAACUUCCCCCUGACGUCUGCAGUGAUCGGCGUGGCCACAAACUUUGCCUUCCUCAGUGUCAUCGUGCUGUUCAGCUACCUGCAGUUCAUAUGGGGCGGCAUCUGGCCUCCAGACCAAGUCAGAGUCAGGGUUAUGAUGGGAGACAACACCCGCAUCCAGCAGAGGAGAGAGGAGGCCCGGAAGCGCAUGGAGAGGGAAAGCUCAUACAAGGAACUUGCUCCUCAAGCGAUUGGAUCUGUGAAUGAGGCAUCUGACUUCAAGGGGAAUGACUCGGUGUCAGAGCCGUCGCCAAAGAAGCCAUCGGAAAUGCCAGAUGCCCCUGGGGAUGAUGCGGCAGAUGCCAAGGAAGAAGCGUCUCAUGACUCCUCUCAUGAGGAGAAAGAUGGCUCAGACGUGUUGAAUGAAGGCCAGCUGCCUGCCCAGGGUGAGACAGCACUCAGGCAGAGACCUGGACCAUGGAUGAGCCUGUGAACCAUGCCGCUGCGCACAAUAAAGGCACCUAUAGUAUAUGCUCUAUGACCCAUCACUCUUCAGCAGCUUGAACAUGAUGUGGCAGAUAUUAAUUGACUCUAGCAAACCCACUGUUUGAGUCAGCCUAAAUUCACAUGCAUGAGAAACUAAUGCCUGUGUUGCUUUAGCUAACAAAUACUGCUUAUUGUCUUGUGUUGAGAACACUUUACCUCAUUUUAACACUGACCUCUUCUCAUUUCGUUUGCUUAUGCAGUCUUAUGUUUAGAUUUCUUAGUUUAAUGAUGUCUAUAGCAGGAGAUUCUACAUUCCAGUGCUGGCUUGUCCAACAGUAUACCUAGAGGAAUGUGGCAUUACCAAUAGGUGUUAGCAAACAUUUUAACACACCCUUUUAAAGUCAAUUGAACCUGUCCAUGUUUUACUGCUGUACUGCUAUAAGGUGGCAUUUUGUCACAUCACGGCCAGCCUGCUAUAGCUGAAUGUUCACAUCAUGGCCAAAGG
Molecule: messenger RNA, 2016 nt
Organism: Centropristis striata (black sea bass)
Lineage: Eukaryota; Metazoa; Chordata; Actinopteri; Perciformes; Serranidae
Product: seipin-like
Exons: 1
Coding region: 265-1518 (417 amino acids)
Biological process (GO): lipid storage; lipid droplet organization
Cellular component (GO): endoplasmic reticulum membrane
Source: RefSeq, a predicted model, not a curated record